AUGGAUACAGUCAUCACGUCCACAGGGGCAAGGUCUCCAAUCUACACUCGGGACCAGCUGGAGCAGUACUUUGACCGGAUUCAUCUCCCCAGGGAUAGUCGGGAGUAUGAUGUCUCCUCGGCACCGGCCCAAAAAGUACUGGAAUACCUUGGCCUUGUGCAAAAGUUCCACCUGGCCGCGGUGCCCUUUGAAAACCUAUCGUUGCACUACUCGCAGCAUCAUAAGAUCACGCUGCAUCCAGAUGAGUUGUUUAAGAAGAUCGUACUCACCCCUGGGAGAGGCGGUUACUGCAUGGAGGCGAAUGGUCUGUUCUCGACAGUGCUGCGAUCACUGGGAUAUCAGCUGUAUACCGCUGGAGCAAGGGUCAACGACGGCGGCGGCUUCAAUGGGUGGAGCCACAUGAUCAGUCUUGUCACUAUCGGAGACAAUAAGUACAAGGUGGACGUGGGAUUCGGGCCGAACGGGUCCACGCGUCCUCUGUUGUUGAAUCAUGAAAAGCUGGUCUCUACUCAUAUCGCUCCGGCCUCCAUGCGGCUUGUUUGGAAGAAUAUUCAAGAGAAUACAGAUCCAGCACAACGCCUCUGGGUCUACCAACACCGCAUCAAUGACAACAGCGACUUUCAGGACAUGUACUGCUUUACGGAGCUUGAGUUCCUCCCGAACGACUACAACGUGAUGAACUUCUUUACCAGCACGAGUCCGACGACAUGGUUCACUCAGAAGAUUGUCUGCGCAAAGAUGAUACUGAACAAGAGCGAAGAGCUCAGUGGGCAAGUCAUCUUGGGGGACGGGUUCAAGCGACGCGUUGGCGGUAAGACGGUCGAGGAGCGGAAAUUCAAGAACGAAGAGGAAAGGCUAGAGUGCCUCAAGGUCGUCUUUGGCAUCCGCUUCAGCGAGGGCGAACGGGAUGGCAUCAAGGGGAUGGUUUCUGAGCUUGAUGCUGCGCAGAGCGGCAUCUAG
This is a messenger RNA of Coniosporium apollinis CBS 100218, 960 nucleotides long. RefSeq lists its product as uncharacterized. The record is from RefSeq and is a predicted model, not a curated record. Lineage: Eukaryota; Fungi; Ascomycota; Dothideomycetes. The transcript is spliced from 2 exons. Gene Ontology annotation, molecular function: acetyltransferase activity. The coding region runs from base 1 to 960 and encodes 319 amino acids.